CCUAUUCAAUCUUUUCUCUUUUCCUUCUUCUAUUUUCAUACUUCUUCUCUCUACACCCAAACCAUGGCCACUUCACUCAAGACACCCACCACUACACCUAUGCCAUCACUGCAUUCUAAGCAAUCAACCAACCCCAAGGAGGAGUCGAACAUGAGACAUUACUCGGAUGACCUCGUCACUGGUCACAUUUACGCCAAACAUCGUGACGACGAUACUACUAAAAUUGAUCUCCCCAAUUACAUCUCUGUUAUUGAGAGUAUUAUCACAAUUGCUGAUCAAAUUAGCGAUAAUGUACAUCGGGGAAUAGUUGAAGGACGUUUGGUACAUUCGGAUGCAACUUUAACAUCCAAUGUUGUGAUCGAGCCUCCACUUUGUACUCUUCAUCGUAUCUCUAGCGAGUUGAAAUAUUAUGUCUCAGUUUCAUGUAAGGCUCCGGGGAUAGAAAAAGCACACGAGACCACACUCGAAAUCUUUGAAAUUUUGGCAAAUUAUCCAUGGGAAGCCAAAGCAGCUCUCACUUUGUUAGCUUUUGCAACUGAUUAUGGAGAUUUGUGGCAUCUCUACCAUUACUCCCAUGUUGAUCCAUUGGCUAAAUCUUUGGCAAUUAUCAAGCGAGUAGCUACUUUGAAAAAGCACUUAGACUCACUUCGAUAUCGACAAGUGCUUCUCAACCCCAAAAGUCUCAUUCAAAGCUGCUUACAAGCAAUCAAAUAUAUGAAUGAGAUUAGAGAAUUCUCAAAAUAUGAUGUCAAGGAACUUCCUGAGUUACCAUCUGCUCUUCGCCAAAUCCCAUUGAUUACUUAUUGGGCCAUACACACUAUUGUUGCUUCAAGGAUUGAGCUCUCAUAUCUCAGUGAAAAUGAGAAUCAGCCACAGAGAUACUUGAAUGAAUUGUCUGAAAAAAUGGCCAUUGUACUUGCCGUACUUGAGAAGCAUCUAGACGCCAUCCGAGAACAACAUGAGGAGGUUAAUCUCUAUCGGUGGUUGGUUGACCACAUUGAACAUUAUCAAACUGACAUUACAUUGGUCAUUCCCAAGCUGCUUAGCGGCAAACCUGAAACCAAACCCCUUAUUGAUGGCUCUACUUUAAAGAGGUUAGGUUUGUUCACGAAAGUUUGUCGGAAGAACGUGAUAUUGGUAAUUUCUGGUUUGGAUAUCUCCAAUGAUGAUAUCACGGCUCUUCAUCAAGUUUACAAUGAAUUGAAAGCUAGAGACAGUAGACAUGAGAUAGUUUGGAUUCCAAUUUUCCCGGAGCCUUAUCAAGAAGAAGAUCGCAAGAGAUAUGAUUAUUUGCGUUCAACUAUGAAAUGGUUCAUACAAUUUACUACAAAUAUUGGCAUGAGAUAUAUUGAAGAAAAAUGGCAACUUAGAGAGGAUCCAUUAGUUGUGGUACUAAACCCACAAUCUAAGGUGGUAUUCACAAAUGCAAUUCAUCUAAUUCGAGUUUGGGGGAUUGAAGCAAUUGAUUUCACACAAGAUAGAGCCAAGACUUUAUUACGAAAAAAUUGGCCCGAUUCAACUCUCACCAAAUUCACUCACCAACCAAGACUACAAAAUUGGAUCAAGCAAGAGAAAAACAUACUAUUCUAUGGAGGAAAGGAACCAUUGUGGAUACAACAAUUUGAAGAGAGAGUAGAAAUCUUGAGAAAUGAUCCUUUGAUAAUGGAUGGUGGUUCAUUUGAGAUUGUACGUAUUGGAAAGGAUGCAACAGGAGAGGAUGAUCCAGCACUCAUGGCUCGUUUUUGGACAGCACAAUGGGGCUAUUUUGUAGUAAAGAGCCAAUUGAUAGGUUCAAGUGCAAGUGAAACAACAGAAGACAUCUUAAGACUGAUAUCAUACCAAAACGAAGAUGGUUGGGUUGUUCUAAGUGUAGGCUCAGCCCCAGUAUUAGUUGGUCGUGGGAUUUUGAUAUUGAAAUUACUCGACGAAUUUCCAAAAUGGAAGCAAAGUUUGAGGUUAAAGGCCUUCCCUGAUGUCUUUAGAGACUACUUCAAUGAAUUGGCUCUAAAAAAUCAUCAAUGUGAUCGAGUAAUUCUUCCUGGAUUCAGUGGAUGGAUUCCUAUGAUUGUGAAUUGUCCUGAAUGUCCUCGUUUCAUGGAGACUGGUAUUAGUUUCAAGUGCUGCCAUGGAGGUACUCAUAUGUGAAGAGGAAUGAUUGAAGCUGCUGGAACUCAUAUACAUCUCUUUUUUUAUGUUACACUAUUAUUACUAUACUACUACUAAAUGGAUAUUGUACCAUUUGAAUUUAUAUUAUAAUCGAGUCCAUUAGGUCUCGUUGUUAUCAGUGGUCAGCGUUUGUAUGAAUUUAUGUUAUUUAUGUUAUAAUGAUCAUCAGAUCUUUCCUUAA
Messenger RNA from Benincasa hispida (wax gourd), 2347 nucleotides. Lineage: Eukaryota; Viridiplantae; Streptophyta; Magnoliopsida; Cucurbitales; Cucurbitaceae. The record is from RefSeq and is a predicted model, not a curated record.